This is a messenger RNA of Toxorhynchites rutilus septentrionalis, 987 nucleotides long. It is a transcript of the gene Polr3G, whose product is annotated as DNA-directed RNA polymerase III subunit RPC7. Gene Ontology annotation, cellular component: RNA polymerase III complex. Gene Ontology annotation, biological process: transcription by RNA polymerase III. The record is from RefSeq and is a predicted model, not a curated record. The transcript is spliced from 3 exons. NCBI's taxonomy places the organism in Eukaryota, Metazoa, Arthropoda, Insecta, Diptera, Culicidae. The coding region runs from base 201 to 863 and encodes 220 amino acids.
AUUGAAAACGGCAGCCUAUUUCAUCUGUCAACACGCAGCUGAUUUGCUUACCUCUGUUUACCUCUGCUCAGUGCCGGUCACUUUUUCAGGUCGUUCUGUUUAUAAUGCGGUAGUGUUUUCUUCACAGAAAAACGUGUUCAUUUCGAAUGAUUGCAGUAUUAGCACAGUUUAAAAAGUAAUUCGUGAAUCCUUAUAUAAUUAUGGCUGGUCGUGGUCGCGGGAAGGCCACCGGUUCGCUCACCCAAGAGCAGCUGCAAUCCAUGGGUGUAACGAGAAAUGAUAUGCAAGCGGUGUCCUCUGCAGCACCACCACCGGCUUACCCACCACUGCUAUCGAAACCUGUUCCACUGGAGAGCAAUCCGGAUCGUGAUUAUAAAAUUCUGUGGAAGGAGGAUUUCAUAUCUCACCUGCGAGAAUCUCCCUACUAUAGCGCUUCGAACAGCUGCCGAGGACCGGUGGAGCGAUAUACCGAUAAAGUCAUUAAAGUAAUCGAGAAUAAUUCUAAGCGAAAGCAGGAAGGAGACUUCCUAUGGAGCAUGAUGCCAGCUGAGUUGCGGCCGUCGUACAAACGGGGGAAAAACGCUGGAACCGCUGCUGGAUCGACAAAUGCCAAACGCGCCAAAGUGGAGGACAUAAAUGCAAAGUUGAGCGCUUUGGAGCAGAAGGAAUCGUCCGGCCGCAACUCGGAAGUUAAGAAGGAGAAGAGUAACGAUUCCGACGAUGAGAAAGAUGACGAUGAGUUGGACGAAGAGGUUGUGGAUGAGGAAAUGGACGAUGAGAACGAUUACGGAAACAAUUACUUCGACAACGGGGAAGCUUACAAUGAAGAGGACGACAAUCUCGACGAUGGGCCUGUUUACUAGAGCAAGCGGAACAGAUUUCUAUUUAUUAGUUUAUAACUUUUAUACAAUGAUUAAAAUGUAGGUAAUAAGCUAAAUAAUUGAUAUAGCUUGCAUUGCUACUGACUCUCUCGGUGGGAGAGCUUUU